Suillus plorans is the source of this 1623-nucleotide messenger RNA. RefSeq lists its product as uncharacterized. Lineage: Eukaryota; Fungi; Basidiomycota; Agaricomycetes; Boletales; Suillaceae. The record is from RefSeq and is a predicted model, not a curated record. The coding region runs from base 1 to 1623 and encodes 540 amino acids. The transcript has 7 exons.
AUGGUCUUAACAGGUAGCCCUCAAUCAUUUGACUUGGAUGAGAUCCAUGUGUGUGGUAAAAUAUAUUCUCAGCCAGCUGCAUUCGACCGCUUGCAUCUGGAUAGAGAAUCGUUCCUGGUGGAUGUUAUUGCGCAGGGUAAUGUUUACGAAAGUUUGACGAUCAGUUAUAGCCGCAUACGCGCUAUUACAAUGGUCCCUUCAAAUGGGCCACCGCCCAACAAAGCCAUCGUUCGCGUCAAUUUAACAAAUCCACCACAUAUGGGGAAAGUGCCGCUGAACGUACCGAGAGGCCAGAGCCUCUAUCUAAAUUUCGAAAUCAAACACGAGGACUCGAACAGGUUCAUAGAGGCUCUCCGACAGCGUGGGGUAGUCCAGAUUGUUUUUUCUUCAGCAAAGCUGGCAGGCACUAAACGCAAACGGGAUGACGCAGAGUUGCCCAUGGGGGCGCUGAAGAUAUCAAAGGACGAUGGUCCACCCAGGAAGAAGGCCCGAGCUGAUGCUAGCAGCAAUAUUGAAGCAGGCGUCGUUCAAGCUGUACGACGCACCUUGUCCGAGGAUGUAAAACCUUCAGAGACACGUUCUACAGACGUAGAUCCACUGGAGGAUGUUAGAGCAGAAAAUUAUGUUUACAGCUUGUUGGGUGACGAGUACGUUGAGUAUUCAAUAUCGUUGGGAGGCAGCGAAAGUUCCAUACCUGAUAUUCCCUCAGAUUCUGCUCUGGUACAGUUGACGCCGCCAGGCAAGUACCCUACUGUCAUUGACCUCACAAGGACCCCCACUCCAACAAGGGACUGUCAAGGCUCAGUGGAGGAAUGUAGAGCAGGAAAGAAUUCUUGGACAAACACGAACGUAGGCGUACAGUCUGCGGAGACCUGGAAGGCGUCCGCAUCAAACAAAUGCCCCACAGCCAAUGAGGCAGAGGACUUGACAGCAUCCUACCAGUAUUCCAAUCCCAGAAAGUCUAUAAACACCCUCCCAAAGCUGUUCCCAACCCACGCCCACAUCAUUGAUUUAACUUCCGACGAACGUCAUCCUGAGGAACUGCCGUUGCCUGCUACCAUGGAUCAUGAUGGGGGGCGGUGUGCACUACAAGAAGAACUCUCCCACAUGAAGAGCCAACUGAAACAACUUUGUGGAAAAAUUCGUAAAUUAGAGCAGAAUAAUUCGCUCCUUCAAUCUGCAGCCAACUGCCUCAGCGACUUCUAUCGAGGCUGGUCCAACCUCGUCGUAUUAAACGUUGUUAAGCAGCCGUGCGAAGGAGUGGAAGAUGAGAGCGUCAUAUACACCUGCCAGUAUAGAUACGUUGGCGAGGAGAAGAAACUUGACCCUGAGGGAAUGUUGGUUGAGAAGUCACUGACGAUAUCCUUCUCUCUCCACAUCUUCACUGACUCCGAAGACCCUGGAUCAGACAAGGUGGUCUACUACACACCUCUCAAACUCCCCGAGGCAAACGACCAGUUCAACGAUCACCUUGGAUACUGUCAUAUCCCGCGUUCCGGACCCGGACCUAUCACACUCAUCAUUUCCGGAUUUCCGGAUCCGGCCGACUUCUAUGUAUCGUCCGGAUCCGACUCGCGUCUAACUUCCGCGCCUUAUCCCUUUGGUAUUUCCCUUAUCAGUUAG